CUGAAAGUGAUUUCAUUUGAAUACACUCUCCUUUAGUAUAAAAGAGAUCAAUUACUUGCAAAAUGAAACACUUCUGUUUGAGCCAUGGAGCUGCGCAUAGCACUUUGCUACCUCAUUAUUGGCAUCAGUUGGAGGAUUACCUCCGCUGGAAAGCAUCCAAGUAGCCCAGACACCGGCAGACUUCUUGCAAUUCAGGUCCCAGCACCGGAGAAAUCGCCUCCAAAAGUUGUCUACAAGCGACCCCAUCAUUAUUAUCCACCACCACCACCGCCACCUUACUACCCACCACCUCCACCACACCAUCCACCACCGCCACCUCAUCAUCCGUCGCCUAAAUGCAAAUGUCCUCCUGGACCACCUGGGCCACCGGGUCCUCCAGGCCUUAAUGGCACGCCAGGAAAACCGGGACAUCCAGGAGCGAAAGGUGACAGAGGUGAUCCUGGAGAAAAGGGAGAUAAGGGUGACAAAGGUGAUAAGGGAGAUAAGGGACCAAUGGGUUUAACUGGUCCACAAGGACCUCAAGGCCUUCAGGGUUCUCAAGGUCUGCCAGGUGCACAAGGAUCCCAAGGAGCUCAAGGACCACCAGGAGCACAAGGAUCGCAAGGAUCUCAGGGAUCUCCAGGAUCCCCAGGAUCUCCAGGUGCUCAAGGUGCCUUAGGUCCACCAGGAACAUCAGGUUCGCCUGGUUCACCAGGUGCUCCGGGAUCUCAAGGAAACCCUGGUCCGCAAGGGCCACCAGGUCCACCAGGACCGCCAACGUGGCCAGCUCCCCCCCCACCACCACCACCACCACCACCUCCGCCACACCACCAUCAUCCACAACCACACCCACCACCACCACCGCCAAUAAUUGUUCCAUACCCAGUAAUACCACCACAUAAAGGACCUCACCAUCACCAUAAACCGCAACCCCACAAGCCACAUCAUCCACACAAGCCAACCAAAAAACCGUACCACCCCCAUCAUCCACACAAACCAAACAAUCCACAUAAGCCUCACCAUCCACAUAAACCAUACAAGCCACAUAAACCACAUACAACUAAGAGGCCACCUCCCAGACCAACUCCCACGCCGACCAAGCCAACUACAACUUUACCACCCGAGACUACGACAAUCCCUCCAGAUACUGAGACAACUACAAUGGAACCAACUACUACAAUGGAACCAACUACUGACCCUCCAGGACGUUUGUCAGGUCCAAUUAUCGAAAAUAUUCAAAUCGACAUAGAAACGGGUCCAACAUUCAAUGAAGUGGUAAAUUCAACACUACGUCAAGAUCCUGAGCAAGUUUUUGACCAGGAACAACAAUCGGAAGAUUACGAUGAGGAUGAAGACGAGGAUGAAGAAGACGAGGAAGAAGAAGAAGAUGGUCUAGAAUCCGGUAUAUCCGAAAGCACGGACGAAUCCACUAAAGACGAGUAUGAGAAUCAGGACAACGAAUAUAACUCCAAUGAAGGAUAUGACAGUGACGAGGGUGAAGCAAAAACUAUCACAGAAAGCCAGCAGCCCCUUCAAAGCUAUGUCGUGCAAGAAAGAAGUAGAAACCGACCACUUAUCUUGGCUAUUAGUAAGCCUCGGAAUCCAUUUAACAUUUACCGAAGUUAUGACGAUUACUAA
Drosophila nasuta is the source of this 1617-nucleotide messenger RNA. Its product is annotated as collagen alpha-1(X) chain-like. The record is from RefSeq and is a predicted model, not a curated record. Lineage: Eukaryota; Metazoa; Arthropoda; Insecta; Diptera; Drosophilidae.